AUGAGAACAUCUGCCCUGGACGGCCUCUGGCUGCUCUCCCUUCUCGCACCGGCUCAGUCCUCGGCCCUCGACUUCACCGUGGCUGGCGGUCAGAUAUUCACGCCCGGCUUUGCCAUUGUAGACUCACCACAACCUGGCACACCUUUAGGAGGAGGCAAGUUCUUUUCUUCUUUUUCCCCUCCUUUCAUCUCUUCACCUAACCUCUCAGACUCCUUACAGCUGGCUAUCGACGUAACCGCAGAUGGCCGUCUCAACCUGCCGUCCCAGCUGGCCGAAAACAGCCCCAGCCGGAUCCACAACAUCACCAUCUUCCUCUACAGCUACGACACCAGCCACAACUUCACCGUCAGCAACGGCACCGCCUCAGCCAACAACGCCAGUCUCGGCCCCAUCAUGGACCAGGAGUCCGGCAGCACCGUCAAGCACAUUAACUGGGUCUGGCCCGACUGUCUCGUCGGCGACGGCCAGCCAACAACAACCGGCAGUGCCCGGGGGGUCUACAAUAUAUCCAUUCGUCAGAGUUUCCGUCUCAACGACGUCGACCACUACACUAUUUUUGACCUGCCCGUAUCAGUCACCAACAGUAUCGCCGACACGGCCACGCGUCCUUCUUGUGACUCGCUCGAAAACCUGCUGCUCCUGCCCGACCAGAUCAAUGCCACCGCCGCUGACUCUGUCGGCAUCCUUUUUGCGCCGGGCGAUGCCACGCAGGUCGACGUCAAGACCAGCAACAGCCUCACCACCGGCGACGGGCUCGGCCCUGAGAAACCACAUGCAAAAGAGAGUAACGGGCUGGGCAGCGCCGCCUCCAACCUGUUUCCACCCUCAUUGGCGCCAUGGCUAUGCGUCGCGGCCGUAAAAAUUGCACUGCUGCUGCUCUAG
Grosmannia clavigera kw1407 is the source of this 882-nucleotide messenger RNA. RefSeq lists its product as uncharacterized. Bases 1 to 882 code for a protein of 293 amino acids. NCBI's taxonomy places the organism in Eukaryota, Fungi, Ascomycota, Sordariomycetes, Ophiostomatales, Ophiostomataceae. The transcript has 2 exons. The record is from RefSeq and is a predicted model, not a curated record.